Messenger RNA from Dermacentor silvarum, 8164 nucleotides. Its product is annotated as histone-lysine N-methyltransferase 2D-like. Gene Ontology annotation, cellular component: nBAF complex; nucleus. The transcript is spliced from 29 exons. Lineage: Eukaryota; Metazoa; Arthropoda; Arachnida; Ixodida; Ixodidae. The coding region runs from base 59 to 7627 and encodes 2522 amino acids. Gene Ontology annotation, molecular function: protein binding. Gene Ontology annotation, biological process: nervous system development. The record is from RefSeq and is a predicted model, not a curated record.
CUGGUUCGCUUAGGAUGAGCCCGGCAUCUUAGGAGAUGGUUUCCAAUUGCGAGAAGGCAUGGAAAAAGGCCCUCAGCAACAGCAGCAGCAACAUCAGCAGCAGCAUCAACAGCAGAUGAUGUCAAGCAUUGUGCAAGGACUACUGACACAACAUUCACCACUUCAUGAAGGAGAUCUUGAAGACUUCCAACAGCACCAGCAGUCGCAGCAGCACCACCAGCAACAACACAUGCAGCAGCAGCGGCACCUGCAACAGCAGCAGCUACAACAGCAACAACAACAGCAGCAGCUCCAACAACAGCAGCAGUUACAACAACAGCAGCAGCAGCAGCAGCAGCAACAAAUGCAACAGCAGCAGCAGCAGCAGCAACAAAUACAACAGCAACAGCAACAACAGAUGCAGCAGCAGAUGCAGCAACAAAUGCAACAGCAGCAGCAGCACCAGCAGCAACAGCAGCAGCAGCAGCAACAACAGCAGCAACAACAGCAGCAGCAGAUGCAACAGCAGGAACAACAAAUACAACAGCAUCAACAACAAAUGCAGCAACAGCAGCAGAUGCUGAUAAAGCGAGAGGACGGUUCCACAGGCCCUCCGGUCGGUCAUGGUGUGCGCAUGGUCCCCCACAUGGGAGCCAGGCCUCCCUUCCAACAGCACGAGGGCCAGCAUGUUGUGCUGCAUCCACGUUUUCCAGGAAACCCGCCGAUACCUCGCUACCUCAGCCGCCAAGGUGGGGAUCCAGUCAGCCAGCAUCCGCCAGGCCAUCCUUACCUGCAGCGUACUGGAGGCGUUCAUCCCAUGAUGAGGCCUCCACCUCCAUACCCAGACCACCUCCGAAAGCCACCACCUUCACCGGCCAUUUCACCAAGCCAUGGCAGCAUGCAGCCUGAAAGCAGCGGGAGUCCAGACCCAUCACGCACGCCACCGUCACUCUCGCGUCCCAGCUCACAGCCAGCACUUCAGUCUCCAGACCCACGAUCGUCACCCAUGGAGCGCCAUUUCUCGCCUGGGACACCGUCAAGCUCCUCCAGCCUGCCUCAGCGCUCCCCAGCAGUGCCACCACCUGGACCAGAUGAUGGGAGAGGUGACGGUGAACGCUCCGUCGAAAGCCUGUCUGACUUGCUGUCGCGAGUUUCCAAGACGCCCUCUGAGUCCCCGAGCCCCCGAACAGAUGAAGGGCGUCCUUCCAUCGGUGAACCGUCGCCGGGAAGAGGCUGUGUCUCACAGGACAACAGUGGACAGACGCCACCACUGUCCAAGCAGGAGAGCAUCCUGCAGUACCUCCGAGCUGGCUCUGUCGGCAGCCCAGCCAGCAACUCUAAUUCAUCUCGUGGAAGUGUCGACAGUUUUGGUGGGAUGACUGGAGCUCAGCCUAUGUCCAGUGCUCCGGACACAACACCACGAGCGUCCGAAAGCCCACAGUAUGUGGCCACAUCCGUUUACCAAGGUGUGGUGGCAUCACCUGUUGGGAGCCCAGUCUCAUCGUCAUUCUCUAAUCAGGGACAAACGAUGACACUGACUGAUACCUUUGCUUCAGAGAGCAGCGAUGGCAGUUCAUCAAUGCAGGUUCGUGCGCAGAUGGUACGUGUGAGCCAAGGUAUGAUGGGCCUGCCUACCUCGUCGGCAAGCUUUACACGAAACACUGCAAUGCAGCAACAGCAGCUUCAGCAGCAGCCCCGGAUGCAGUACAUACAGCAGCUACGGCAACAACAGCAGCAGCAGAUACAGCAACAGCAGCAGAUACAGCAACAACAGCAGCAGCAGCAGCAACAACAGCAGCAACAACAGCAGCAACAACAGCAGCAACAGCAGCAGCAGCAGCAGCAGCAGCAGCAGCAGCAACAACAACAGCAGCAACAGCACAUGAUGCUUCAGCAAAGCCAAUAUGUACCUCAACAAGGCAUGCUAGUUCGACGCAUUGUGCAGGGCCCACGGCCUGGAGUGCCUGGCUCCUUUGCAGAUAACCAGUUCGCCGCACGUGCGCAGGCGCAGAUGUUCAGGGGUGCUGCUCCAGGGAACAACACAGUGCGCACAUUCGCCGUGCGGCCAGGUGCCGGUGGGAAUAACAACGCGGGCAACAGCGGUGGAGGUUUGCCAGGCGGGAGUCCCCACACGGUGGGAGGGGGUCGAGGCCCAACACCUGCGAGCCCUCCCAAGAAUUCAUCGUCAUCGGGGGAUGAAGGAGACGGGGGCACGUCAUCCUCAACACCGUCUCUGCUGCACCGUGCAGGGGAAAGUGGAAGCAGCUCGUUUGGAGGCAGCACAUUCCAUGUGGGACCCUCGUCAACUCUGACGUCGUAUGAAGCUGAGCAGUUGGCUACCAGCGUGUUUGUGUCCCUCGACUACCCUUCCUCGACCAUCACGAGCCCCGAUGGCUGCGUGUCCUCGGAAGUCUUACUCAGCUUGGGUGAUGGCUCUCCCGAUGUGGCAGCCCUGGCAGCAUCCGAGGACGAAGACGCCUCAGUGGAACAGUCGCGAGUUGCCCUCGUGGUGGUUGGCGAAGAAGGUGAGGAGGAUGGCACCGAAGACCACGGCAUUGCCCAACAGGAGGAGCCCCUGGACGUUGCCGUCGUUGUGGAGACGGUAGGGACUCUACCGACUCCCGAGUGCGAGGCCAGAGAAGACGGUUCUAGCCCCAGUGGCUCUGAAGGGGGCAUUGACAUGGCCAUCUCGGGCUGUGGCGAUCUGCACCAUCGCAGCACACCCGCGGGCGACCACAACUAUUCCAACCUGCCUCCGGAAGGUGCAGACAACGAACUUGCCAAGAAAGUUUCUGACGAGACACACUUCUUUGACCACAUUAACAUGGGGAUGGAUGUAAAGAUAGAAGACCAUAUACUCAGAAUAGCAGAUGAAAAACCCUGCAUUGAAAAAAUUAUGAAUGAAAGGACUACACCACCACAGGUUGUGAAAACGCCAUCUCCACCCCUAGCACCAGUCUCCACCAGUGCCAUGUCCUUCCCAGCAUCAGUGACGCAUACAUUAAACUUCACUUUGCGACAGACAGGGAUGCCUCAGACAGUGCGGCUGCCUCACGACGAAGGGCAACUUGUGGUGCUUCCUGCCAAGACAGUGGUGCCGGUAGUACCUCAGCUCUCACCAUCUCCCCCAUUGGUCAGCUGUGAGCCCUUGACUGUGAAGACAGAGCCAAUGCCUCCCGCGGGUGCUACCACACCCCCUCUGAUGCUUCGCAUGCACCCAGUGCCCCCAACGCCGCCGCCCUCCGUUAGCAGUGCCGUGUGCGCUCCCCACAGCGCAUCCCUGCGUUGGUCCCGAAGCUCGGAAGUGGUGGCCAUCAAGGAGGAGGUGUUGACUGUGGUGCCCCCUUCCAUGCCGCCUACCCCGCCACCACCCACAACUGUUGUGAUCAAGCAGGAAGCACGGUCGACACCUUCGCCCUGCCUUGCUCCUUGCCAGAAGCAGGAGUCAGAAGACGAGAAUGGCGAAGAGGUUGCUCCUCCAGAAGAGGAGAAAGAGAGCGCUGGGCGGCCAGCCAGCACGGCUGAGGCGGUGGAGGCUGAGGCGGUGGCAAGCCAUGAUGAGAGUAAUGUUCCUUGCGAUGAUGUCCCUCCUCCUCCUCCCGAACAGACACAGAACCCCCCUCUCGCUGCCACCCCACCUGCCACCAUCGCCGCUCCCGUGGCAAGUCCCCUCCUCGGGGCACUGGCCACCGACAGCACCAGGUUGUCAGCCAGCCCGACAGCCAGCCCCGCAGCUGCAGCGACCGCUGCGGCGGCACCUCCGGUGACGAUCAAAGUGGAACCUGGCACGAUGGCCGCCUUGGAUUCAGAUGCACCACCAGCGGCUGCCGCUGUGGAAGAGAGCCCCGUUGUGAAAGCAUGCGAGGGUUCUGUUGAAGAGCCUGAGGGGUCCACUGGAGGCAAGCAGAACGUGCUCCUCAAGCAGCUGCUGCAGAACUGUCCCUCAGCUGAAACACACAAGCCGCUUGCCGGAGACCUCCCUGAGGUCGCUCCCACUAGCCAGCCAGGAUGCAGAAAAUCCGAGAAUAGUCCUUUGGAGGCUGUAACACAGGCUGCACCACAGCCAGCGUCACGUCCUUCGAGUCCAUCGAACGAGCAGUGCUCCACGUCAUCCGAUCAGGCAGCGCCGGCUUUGGCAGAGACAGCGGAGAAUGCCGAAGCAACAACACCAGCCACGACAGCGUCUGCAUCGGAAACGCAGCCCUCACAACCAGCAGUGUCUGUGGCCACCGGCCAAGCCCCAGGGGGAACGACAGCGACGACGACUCCUGCAGAAGGUGGUGACAAACCUGAGGAAACCAAAGUUCGCAAACUUACAUAUUUGGACAUCCGGCGGGCCCAGCUGGAGCGCGAGCCCACGCCCCCUCCGCCGUCAGCUGAGGACCUGGCUUUGCGGCGUCAGCAGCAGCGCAAGCGGCCCAAGAAGCCGCGGCCGCCCCCGUCGGCCCCCUCUAGUUCGGAGGCCGUGGGGGCAGGCCCCGACGGGCCCCGCCCACCCUCCUCUUCUCAUGGAGGAGGUGGGGCCGCCAGGGCCAAGCGGCCGCGCAAGGGUUCGCGUGCCGACGAGGACUAUGAGGUGUACCUGGAGGCCCUUAUGGGGCGACUCAGAGCCCUGCCGCCCGUGCGCAUCCUUGAGCCGCACAUCCGGCCGAACUUCAAUGUGGGUGCCGUUUUCGGGCGCGGGGACCUCAACCUCCGUGAGCCUGUGCUGAAGGGCAGCUACGGCCGAGCAUUCCUGCCGGGCCAGCCGGACCCAUACUCUGUAUUGCCAUUUGGUGAUCGGCCCCCUCCUCCCUCGGCCCCUUCCUCUGCCGUCACACCCUCCCCGACCCCGCUCAGGGGCUUCUACAACCAGGAGUUCUCCAUGCAUACCAGAGUAACUUCCGGUGGCGCGGACUCCAAUAGGUGCCGUGAGGCAGACAGUCCCGACACAAUCGUGGGCGCCUCGUCUCCAGAGUGUGCCAUGUUCGAGGCUCCCUUCCGGUUCCGCAGCCUGCAACUCGUCGACGAGGACAGCAACGACUCUGCCAGAUCCCUUCCUUCGCCCACGGUGCCCAUUGUCGCGCCCAUUCCUGUAAAAGCCGUACCUCCUCCGCAACCGCCACCUCCUGCUCCCUUGAAAAUUCUGUUGGACGAGAAGGACAAGGAGAACACCUUCCCGGGCGACAAGCUGGGGCUCUGUCGCGGGCGAGGCCUGCCUGGAGCGUUUGGCGGCGGGCCCCCUCCUGUGCCCCUGCGCGAGUCCGGCAAUGUAUCGGUGACGCUAACACUUACUUCAGAGGCAGCCGGUGACAUUCAGGGGCUGCUCUGCUCACUCGCCAAGCUGCUACAGGUGGAGCCACCGUCAUCCUAUGACAUCAUUGAGCGCACCACCACGCCACCCAGCCAGAAGCUGGGGCUCUACAAACACAAUCACCAGCAUGUGACGUCAGUGGAGGAAGCGGAGUACUUGGUGGAUGGGAGGCAGCGGUUUUGCCGACAUUGUGAGAUCAUGGUCUCUAAGACUGGUAUGGUCAAGAAGCAGGCGUCAGAACUUAAUCUUGAAUCAGGAGUGCCCAAGGAGGAUGGGGACGAAGAGGCAGUUUAUUUUUGCUCCAGCAAUUGCUACAUGCAGUUCGCCCUUGCGCACCGAACCCCUUCAUCGGCUGCAGCUCCCCAGCGAAAGGAGGCUGCUGUGGUGUGCCAUGCCGCCAAGGACGAGCACGGUGUCUUUCGGGGCGAGUGUUGCAAGGAGCGACUAACGAACAAGAUGGAGGAAGACGAGGAGCCCUGCAUCAAACAGGAAGAGGAUGGCAGGGUCACGCCCCAGGAAGAGACGCGAGCAAGCAUCGAGGACAACACCUCGGAGGGCCGCUUGCUCGCCGACGAGGAGGAUAGCCAAGCCAGCAUGGACUCCACCCACAGGAAAAGGGUGGCGCGUCAUUCAGUCAGCAAGGAACAGGAACCUAUGGUCAAGAAGUGGAAAGAUGUUCGGUGGAAGCUGUGGUCUGUCGACUUGGUAGGCGUGACGAAGUAUGAACCUCCCUCAGAAGAGGAAGUUGGUCAGCUGUUGGAUGCUCAGGACAUAUUCCUAAAGCCCGAGAAUCCUGUGGAAGACACAAGGCAGUGCAUCUUGUGCCAUGACAUCGGGGAUGGCGAGACCAAUGGCCCAGCCAGGUUGCUGAACCUGGACGUAGACCUGUGGGUGCACCUGAACUGUGCCCUGUGGUCGCAAGAAGUGUACGAGACGUGUGACGGAGCCCUGAUGAACGUCGCCUCUGCCUGCCGCCGGGCGCUGCUGGUCACCUGCAGCCGGUGUCAUCGCACAGGUGCUUCACUGCACUGCUUCCGGAUGCGCUGCCCCGCCGCCUAUCACUUCCCCUGUGCCACCCACGACGGUUGCUCCUUCUACAAGGACAAAACCAUCCUCUGUCCUCAGCACACGCCUCGUGUCCCGAACCUUGAGAACGUUCUCGAGUCGGUGGCUGUCUUCCGCAGGGUGUACAUAAGUCGCGACGAGCACAAGCAAGUUGCAAGCAUGUUUCACAAGGGGGAGCAGAAUCUCCUGCGAGUGGGCAGCCUCAUCUUCUUGAGCAUCGGACAGCUGUUGCCGCAUCAGUUGCAGAACUUCCACACACAGAAUUGCUUGUACCCUGUUGGGUACAAAGUAGUGCGCAUCUAUUGGAGCAUGCACAAGCUGGGUGCACGGAGCCGCUACACGUGCAGCAUUCACGACGUAGAUGGCCAGCCACAGUUCCAGGUGAAGGUGUCGUACAAAGGCCAGGAGAAGGUGCUCACUCAUCGCACACCCAAGGGUGUGUGGCAGAAAGUCCUCCAGCCCAUCGAGAGCUUCCGCAGGGAGACACAGGCCAUCAAGGUCUUCUCCAACUUCAUCACGGGAGAAGACCUCUUUGGGCUGACAGAACCCGCGAUUGUAAGGAUCACUGAAUCGCUUCCGGGUGUGGAGACGCUGAGUGACUACAACUUCCGGUAUGGGCGGUCACCGUUGCUGGAGCUUCCACUGGCCAUCAACCCAACCGGUUGUGCACGGUCAGAACCAAAGUUGCGCACCCAUUUCAAGAGGCCCCACACGAUGCACACGAGCAACACGCUGCGGCUCUCGCUGCAAACCCUUGGCGGCGGUGGCGGUGGUGGCAGCUGCUUGGAGGCCAGCUCCCCUUACACCAAGCACUUUGUGCACUCCAAGUCGUCCCAGUACCGGCGAAUGAAGACCGAGUGGCGCAACAACGUUUACCUGGCCCGCUCAGGCAUCCAGGGCCUGGGUCUGUACGCUGCCCGCGACAUCGAGUGCCACACCAUGAUUAUCGAAUACAUCGGCCAGAUCAUCCGUAACGAGAUCGCCGAGCGUAACGAGGCCAUCUAUGAGGCACAGAAUCGUGGCGUGUACAUGUUCAGACUGGAUGAGAAUCGUGUGAUUGACGCAACCCUGUCUGGUGGCCUUGCACGCUACAUAAACCACUCGUGCAGCCCCAACUGUGUUGCCGAGCUCGUGCAAAUCGACCGUGAGAACAAAAUCCUCAUCAUUGCCAACCGCCGCAUCACGCGUGGUGAAGAGCUGACCUAUGAUUACAAGUUUGACUACGAAGAUGACGGGCACAAGAUCCCAUGCCUCUGCGGUACUUCAAAUUGUCGCAAAUGGAUGAACUAAUCGUGAAGACUUUGAUAUGUGGAUGGAGCGUUUUCGCUCAUUUAUUUACACCACAGACUGUUUUACUGGCAGUGCAGAUGGCUCCUUGUUUAUUAGUCUGUGCAUGGCUCUUCGUUGCCAUUGCGGUGGGCAUUGGACACUGUAUAUGUUGAUGUUAUUUUUUGUGUACAGUCUUCUUUUUUGUUAUUGUUUUCCUUGUUUUAUUUACACUUAAGUUGAUACGAAUCGAUGCAUGUAUUCCACUGGUAUGGACUUCAAAAAGAUUACCAGACAUCUCGUUGUUUUCUUUCUGUCUCUUCUUUGUUUUAUUUCUUUAUUCUAGAGCCCAUGUAAAUUUUAUAAAUAAUGACCUGCAUCCAUCUUAAUGAAUCACAAUGGUGUCCCAUUGACAGUGUAAAAGUGUAUGACAUGUGCUGCAACAUUAUUGUCUGUAUUGUUGUAAUUUGCGCCUCCUUGACUUGUACUGUGUACUAUAAUGGAGCAGUCAAGGAAUCUGUAGUGCAAUAUAUGUUUAUAAAAUGAACACUUGGAUGUACA